Molecule: messenger RNA, 1893 nt
Organism: Prorocentrum cordatum
Lineage: Eukaryota; Dinophyceae; Prorocentrales; Prorocentraceae
Source: the annotation of a GenBank genome assembly
CGUUUGCACGUCUCGAUCGCUGUUUACCCUUGCCGCUCCCACACUGCAGCCUAUCUGAUCAAGCUUCUGCGUCAUUUCGACUCCUCUUGGAUCGGUAUCCCUGGCUGCAGACAUGGUUCGCAAGCAAAUGAAUCCAGAGCAGGAAGCCACCAACUUGCACCUGCGCGCGAACGAGGCGCAGCAACGUGCUUGGAGGGCGAGGAUUCGAAAAGGCGUUGCAAAUUGCCCGAGCCUCCUGCCCAAAAUUAUCAAGCUGAUGGACACACACGGCUACACGGACGAAAGGAUUUCGACGCCAGAGGAACAGGAGAAAAGUCAUCAAGCUGUGGCGGUCGAGCAACGAACCGCCAAGAGACGCGCGGGUGCCGUCCAUAGUGGGUCGGCGGAGGUCCAGAAACCAGAUGACGCGGCUGGGCCAGUUCCGACAAAGUACUGGCAUCUCACCAGACUGAGUCGCAACUUGCUUCGCGAUGAAGUGCUGCCAGGCGCCGAACCCAACAACCUAACAUCAGCCAACCUCCGAGCGUGCAUGGAUAAGUUGGGCGUCGCUGCCGCCCACCAGGAGUAUUUGCACAUUUGGGAGUUUGUGACGGGUAAGAAGUGUCUCGAUUUGAACGGGCCUUACCGCUGGUUCAGUGAGAUCCGCAAGCUCGCUUAUCAGCGUGGCGUCGUUCGAGGCCGUCGCGGGCUGUUGCUGGCGUUGCCGCCCAACUGGCCGAAGGAUGGUCUCUGUGAGAUCGUCGGCAUGUCUGAGUGCGGCAAAAUGGUCGUCGCCAAACAAAAAUUCACCGAGGAGGAGGUAUCCAUCCAGGUGGAGAAGCUUCCAUCGCACCAGACCGUAGAGCAGCUGUGGAUCGACAUGAAUUGGAGCGAGGAGGACAUGGCGAUCAAGAGCACUCAGACGAGCGCAAACGAGGAGGACAUGAAACCGUACGCGCUCGCCAACGACUUCAAGAACCACAUCGUGAAAAAGCAGGCCGACAUUCCAGGUUCGCGCGUCAAGCGCGCCAAGGUGGAACCCAAGGAGGGGCUGCCGGUGUUCACCCCGAAGAAGGCCAAGAUCGAUCUGCCCGCAGACGACGCGGGGGCGUCGCCUAGCAAGCUGGAGCCGGGCUUGGCGGAACCCGCGGGCACCGCACAGGUGAUGAAGGCCUUGAGCAGCGUCUUCGACAUCAGGUCCGACGACGAGAUGGACGAGGGGGAAGGUGACCCCUACGCAACGGAGGAAGCCGCGGGCGCCCCCUCCGAGCUUGACGAACCAGGUCUGGGGGAUGCACGUGCCGUCGAGAAUCAGAGCCCCGUGGAGAUCACUGGAUUUGGCGUCGCUGACGCGGUGUACGACGACACGCAUGAGGAGGUCCAGGAGGAGGCGUCGACAGAGAAGUGAGGCGAGGUGCAAGUUUAUCACGCUUUAGCGUGUGAAUUGUCGGGGGCCCCAUGGUAGAUGUAUGGGUUUGGAUUGUCCGGGUUCCCAGUUGCCUUCGUUAGUUUGGCUGUCUAGGUCCAGGCGUCUCGUGCGGCGUCAAGGGCGGCUGGCCAUUGCGCCAUGUUUGGUUUUUGCGUGCCAGUGCCGAUGCGCGGCGGGGGCGCCGCGUGGCCGCUCAGCGUCCAUGCCCUCGACGCGCCGCAAGGCUGGAGUCGGAGUGUGCGUCUGCGCCGACGGUGCUCAUUUUGUUCACCCUGCCCACUUCGGGGUCCGUUGGUGGCAGGCUGGCAACAUGUUGAUUGCGCGCACAGUGCGUGCAAAUCGUGGGGGCGUGCAGGGGCACCGUAGUUUUUUGCAUAAUGCUUCCUCCCUUUUCAGCGGAGCUUUCGGCUAGUAGACCAGGGGUGCGGUUCGGCCGAUGAGUCGAUGCGCGGGGGAGCCAUCAUCUCAAACUUCACGUUGCGUAA